This is a messenger RNA of Epinephelus moara (kelp grouper), 3317 nucleotides long. RefSeq names its product collagen beta(1-O)galactosyltransferase 2a (gene colgalt2a). The transcript has 12 exons. Gene Ontology annotation, molecular function: procollagen galactosyltransferase activity. NCBI's taxonomy places the organism in Eukaryota, Metazoa, Chordata, Actinopteri, Perciformes, Serranidae. Bases 216 to 2078 code for a protein of 620 amino acids. The record is from RefSeq and is a predicted model, not a curated record.
UUGAAUUAUAGAUAAAUGUGUAGUAAUAAUAGUAAUGUAUAACUUCUGAUAUCUAUGUCGGUUGUCUUCAAUCUCUUUUUCGUCUCUCUUCUCUCCUUCCCUCUGCCCCUGUUUCUGUGUGUGUGUGUGUUAUCGUGUGUGUGAGAAUCUCUCUCUCUCUUCCUGACUUGCACCAGUCUGAGGCUACAGAGACAUCAAGGUGCCCUGCUGGAAUAAUGCCUUUUGGAUUUGUGGGAUUCAGAUUAUAUUUCAUGAUUUUAGCAGGAGAGUUUUUCCUGCAUACGGACGGCACAGAGGAGCUGUCAGCUGAUCGUCUCCUCCAACCGGCCCAGCAGGAGUCCUCUGUGCUGAAGCCCACAGUGCUGAUCACCAUCCUCGCCCGCAAUGCACAGCACAGCCUCCCUUAUUUCUUAGGAUGCAUUGAGAGACUGGACUAUCCAAAGGACCGUGUCGCCAUCUGGGCGGCCUCUGACCACAGUGUGGACAACAGCACAGCCAUGCUUCACGAGUGGCUCAGAGGAGUUCAACACCUUUACCACUCAGUGGAGUGGAGGCCUGCAGAGCAACCGAGCUCUUAUGCAGAUGAGCAGGGUCCCAAACACUGGCCUGACUCUCGGUUCACCCACGUGAUGAGGUUAAAGCAGGCGGCACUCAGAGCUGCCAGACGACUUUGGGCUGACUACAUACUGUUUGUGGACAGUGACAACUUGCUGACAAACCCUCAGGUGCUUUCUGACAUGAUAGCAGAGAAUCUGACAAUUGUGGCUCCAAUGCUGGAAUCAAAGAGCCUUUAUUCCAACUUCUGGUGUGGCGUGACUCCUCAGGGCUACUACAGGCGAACCCCAGAGUAUGUUCCCAUCCGUAAAUGGAAGUGGCUGGGCUGCUUUGCUGUCCCCAUGGUGCACUCCACCUUCCUGCUGGACCUGAGGCGCAGAGCCAGCCAAGCAUUGGCGUUCCACCCUCCUCACCCCCAGUACUCCUACAAUGUAGAUGACAUCAUGGCCUUCGCUUUCUCUUCACAGCAAGCAGGGGUUCAGAUGUACGUGUGCAAUAAGGACCAUUAUGGAUACUUACCAGUGCCUCUUAAACAAGACCAGACACUGGAGGAAGAAGAGGAGAGUUUCACCCACACACUGACGGAGGCUCUCAUUGCCUACACCAUGGAGCCUUCACAGUAUGUGCACACUUUGCCUAAAGAACCAGGAAAGAUGGGAUUUGAUGAGAUCUAUCUGAUCAAUCUGAAGCGCCGCUCAGACCGGCGGGACAGGAUGUUGAGUUCUUUGACUGUCCUCGGCAUCGACGCCACACUGACAGAAGCCGUGGAUGGCAAAGCCUUGAACUCCUCUCAGCUGCUGGCCAUGGGUAUAGACAUGCUGCCUGGGUACAAAGACCCAUACUCAGGCCGUGUGCUGACUAGAGGGGAGAUCGGCUGCUUCCUCAGCCACUACAACAUCUGGAAACAGGUGGUGGAGCAGGAACUGCAGCAGGUGCUCGUGCUGGAGGAUGAUGUGAGAUUUGAGCCGAGGUUUUGCAGCAGAGUGGUGGCUGUCAUGGAAAAUGUACAGCGAGUGGGGCUUGAAUGGGACCUCAUUUAUGUAGGCCGUAAGCGGCUGCAGGUGAAGGAGCCAGAGCACUGGGUGAAGGGAGUCAGCAACCUCGUGCACCCAUACUACUCCUACUGGACCUUGGGAUACGUCCUCUCACUGAGCGGAGCCCGGAAACUCCUGCAGGCAAAACCUCUGAACAAAAUGCUGCCUGUUGAUGAGUUCCUACCCAUCAUGUUCAACAAGCACCCCAAAGAUGAGUACAUGCAGCAUUUCGAGCAGAGGGACCUGAAAGCGUUUUCAGUUGAGCCUCUGCUGCUCUUCCCCACACACUACACCGGCGAGCCCGGCUACUUCAGCGACACAGAGACCUCCACCAUCUGGGACGACGAGGCCGUGGAAACAGACUGGGACAGAGAGGGGGCCAAACAGCGGCGUGAAACUGAGGAAGUAGGGUUUGGACCUGAGGCUCCUCGCUCUGCUCGCGGUGGCGUGCCUCCUCUCUCUGCCAGUGCAAACAGAGAUGAACUCUGAGGCCAUGUCAUGUCAUGUUACACACUAUGGCCAGCUGAAUAUCCUCAGGGGGGGCCGUGGGGCACCAAUUAGCAACUGGGCCCCUAUUCAACUUUAUUCCUCCCCCUUUCUGUGCAGUGUGUAGAGUUUUUCUAAGAUGGAGGACAUUAUCUGUGUUCUGUGUUCUUUGGCAGAAAGCUAAUAGUAAGGAAUAAAAACUUGUUGAUAUAGGGUUUCAGUGGUACAGUUUUUCAAACAAAUUUUCAAUUUAAUUAGCAAAAGCCAGUUAAGCCUCUUAUGUUUGGAGCUUUCGGGGGCCCACAAGCUGUGCACCUCCAGUGCAGUUGCUAUAGUGGUAAUUCAGCCCUCUGUACAUCAAGCAGCCCGGUCACCAGAAUAUAAUGUCGGCACUGCAAACCCCGGUUUAUGUUACAUUUACACGUUUUAUACCUACAGUAUGAAGUACUUUUGAUUACAUGUCUAUGAGCUGAGUUUCUCAUCAAGGGGAGGAAGGGAUGGUGGAUGGUGUAACACACAAGCAGCAAAACAGACCACUGUUCAAGACCAGCAAAAGCAGGUGCUUUUUAAUGACCGUUCAGUACAUUUUCAGCCGUGUUUGUAGCGACCAAAGUGGGUAUUUUGAGCUAAAACAUGACCUUUUCCUAAACGUUACCAAGUGGUGUGUGUGCCGAACACACGUUAACCACAGUUGUUGUCACAACAUAAAGCUGGAAAUCGAAAUGUAAAGUUUCAACAGAUCUACUACAUAUGAAAUGUAGAAAUGUAACAUAUCAGUGGUUUGCAGAAAUGUACAGUGCCAACAUUUAUUCUGAUGACUAGGUUACACCAAAACCACCUGCCGAGACCAAGACUGGCAAAUAACAGUGAUGUGUUUUUCAAACGCAAAAUGUCUUCUGGAGCCUAUCCCAGCUGACACUGGGCGAGAGACUAUCACAGGGCUGACACAUAGAGACAGACAACCAUUCACACUCACAUUCACACCUACGGACAAUUUAGAGUCAUCAAUUAACUUGCGUGUCUUUGGACUGUGGGAGAAAGCUGGAGUACCAGGAGUAAACCCACGCUGACACAGAGGGGCUCCCCCAUGCCAGGUUCGAACCAGGAACCCUCUUGCUGUGAGCUGACGAUGCUGACCAAUUGAGAUUCAGCGACAGCAUUUUGUACACAUCAAAUAGACUCACUUCUGUUCAUGUUAUUAUGGCUGACAUUUUUUUAAUUGUUAUUUUUGUCUGUAUGUGC